AUGUCUACUCCAGUUGACACCUCUUUGACCAGCCUCAAGGAAAUCACUGCCAAGAUCAUGGCCAUCAUCACCGGCGCUUGGCAGCUUCCUCCAGGCCACAGCCAUUUUUCUCUGACAACCCAGGUCAGUACACUUGUGGCCGAUGCGAUCCAGCAAUAUGGGAGUGGUCCCUACCUUCCAGGUCUUGUGUGUUCAUGCUUGAGGGAGUUAAUUCGUGUUCAGGGCAUGACUCCUCAGGUCUGGCCCAACUGGCACAGCAAGGUUCUUGCUUGGGAGGAGUUAGGUGAUCACACCUUUGAUCUCCCAGUCGUGUCCGGUCCUUCAGUAGGUCCAAUUCCUGUGGAUCUUCCACCCUCGCCUGUCAUCGCCAGGCCUUCUACCAACCCUGCCUCCGAGUCCUGGGAGAAGGGAAAAGGUAAGGCAGUUGUCCCGGACCCAGAACCAGAAUUGGAAGGAAGUCGGAAGAGGAAGUCUCCAAUGAUUCUGGCACUUCCCUCCCAACCCCCAAAGUCCGCUAUGAAGACUCGGAAGCGGGCGAAGACCACCGGCCUUGCCAAAUUCAAGGUGUUUGUUGAGUUAGAAGAUGAGGAGGACUUGGUCACUCAGCCGAUUUCAUGUGGGGUUCCAGAGGUCGUCCUCCCCCGGCUCUCCCCAGAUGUUGCAAGGACGUCCGGAUCACCUCGGUCACCCUGGAGCCCAAAGAAGAAACCCUUUGGGCCUGCUACAGCAAUUGCUGGCAAACGUCCGGAGGUCAUCGAGCCCCCUCAGGCAACUCCCGAACCUCCAGUAGAGGUGCCCCCAGUCAUUGAUGCAGGUGAUAUACUCAUUCCCGGACCCAGGACCGGCGCCCCAUGCAUGUCCUGCAUCUACUGCACCACCAAGAAGAUCAAGUGCAUCUCCAUGAGUAUGGGAACCCCGCUGAAACACGUUCGAGGUCAAUCCGUCACCUGGACCACCAGGAGGACCAGAUCCAGGACCCCUUCCAAAGCUCCCUCCAAAGCUCCAGCUGCCUUGCAAACCACCGGCCGGACGCGGAGUCAAUCUCGGGUCUCUUCCGUCACUCCCGGUCCAUCUGGUGCCCAAACACCAAAGGUGCAAACACAUGGUCACAGCAAGACUGUCACUGCUGCCAAGGAACCUACACCUGCACCAGCUCUCCCAUCUUUGACUUCCGGAGUUCCUCGUUCGGCACUCGAUCUCGAGGAGCGUGUUGUUGAGCAGGAUGCUAAGAUUGACACCCUGCAAUGCCUUCAACACAAAAUCAUCCUCCGGCACCCAACAUUUCCACUUCCGGACGCCCAAGGUGAUGCAACAUCAUUUUUGCUUCAUCAACCUGUCCCUCCGGCCAUGUCAACCCCCGCAUCUGCACUUCCUCCUCUCAUUGACCUGUCUAUGGAAGGGAUGGAGCCCAACCCCCCCAACCUCCAGGAUGAGUCUGCCAUUGACAGACUCAUAUUUGAGCUCAACCAAAUUCAUCCUGAGGUUUCACAGAUGCCCGGCGAAAUUGUGAAACCAGAUGAUCCAGGCAAUCUUUUCCCAGAGUAUGAUUCAGUUGAAGAGAUGGAUGUUCAAGUGAAGGGUGAACCUUCUGGUGAGGAUGUUGACAUGACUACAUAA
Molecule: messenger RNA, 1617 nt
Organism: Suillus bovinus
Lineage: Eukaryota; Fungi; Basidiomycota; Agaricomycetes; Boletales; Suillaceae
Exons: 7
Coding region: 1-1617 (538 amino acids)
Source: RefSeq, a predicted model, not a curated record